Molecule: messenger RNA, 873 nt
Organism: Parastagonospora nodorum SN15
Lineage: Eukaryota; Fungi; Ascomycota; Dothideomycetes; Pleosporales; Phaeosphaeriaceae
Exons: 5
Coding region: 1-873 (290 amino acids)
Source: RefSeq, a predicted model, not a curated record
AUGACACUCCUCUCACACCCUCCCCCACCCCCUCCCCCUCCGCGCGAGAAACACAUCUUCCGCACCCUGCGCACCGCGACAUCCACCUCGUGGCCGGGAAUCUGCGGCUCGGGAGUCUGGAUCUUGUGUUUCGCCCUGCUACUCAGCUGCGGGUACUUCGGCGCCAUGCUCGCACUGGGAUUAGAGUUACUGAAGAUGGGCUCCCACGUGCAAUGCCGCCUGCCGUCGUCGGAUGCGGCGUUCAGCCAGAAGCUGCCGGUGACGUAUACGGCGGUUGAUGGAAUGAGGGUGGGGGAUUUGGGGGAACAGAUGGGGAAAAUGAAUAUUGUCUUGAUAUCCGCCAUCUUCCCGCUAUUCCCCAUCCUGAUCCUCCCCCUCCUCAUCACCCUGCAUUUCUGCCGCUGCGGGAUACGCAACCGGACGGGCAUGGGGUGGGCAAUUUUCCUGGGUGUGUUUGAGCUGGGCAAUGUGUUUAAUGCAGAUGUUGUAGGCGUGGACGAGAAGGCAGGGAAAUGGUACACGCGCUGCUCCCUCACCCCCUCCGAACUCUCAACUUUCAUCCACAAACGACAUGUGCGAUGGAGUCUGGGUACUGCGGCGCAGAUACUCAGUGGCGUGGCUUGUUUAUGUUCCAUCCUCUACUUCUCCCUCGCCGUCCUCGCGGCCUACAAAAACCGCUUUGCUGCCCAGUCUGCCAGUAUCCGCAUGGACGCGCUGGCGCAACAAUCGCCGUACAAUGAGGAUCACCUGCCGACGCGGAUGUCGACUGAUCGGCCGGAUGGACCGAGUCCGGCGCUGUAUAAUACCGCUGGGGCAAUGCCGGUGGCAGGGUUGGGCGUGGGGAGGGGGAGGGUUGUGGUGAGGGAUGUUUGA